UACAGGACUAUGAAUUCUCUCUGUGUAUGUAAAAUUCUGUGCACGUGAAAAGGUCUUCGAAUCUUUGGUAAUGUUUAUAAGUUUAGCGUUGAGCGUGGUAGAUAAAAGCAAGUAAAUCAAACCAUUAUUGAAUACGUGAAUAUUUGAGUAUUAGGUUGAAAUAUAAGAUUCAUUUUACUGUUGUUUAAAAUACAUGUUAAACUAAAUAAAUCGCCAUGAGUACGAAUGAAGAAGGAUUACCCGAAGAAGUUACAAAACAGUCAAUACGUAGAAAGGUGUGGAAUCAUUUGGAAAAAGAAAAUUUAGCAUUUUUCCCCAGACCGGUCCAUGGAAGGAUUCCAAAUUUCAAGGGAUCUGCGGAUGCAGCAAGAAAUAUGGAAAAACUUGAUUUUUUUCAAUCUGCGGCUAGUGUUAAAGUGAAUCCCGAUAAACCGCAGGAAGAAGUUCGUUUCUUGGCAUUGCAGGCAAAGAAGAAUCUGUAUGUGCCAAUCCCUCAACUGCGCGAGGGAUUCAUAACCCAUGUCGAGCCGCCGGCAGAGAACGUGAACUUCAAUUUGAGAGUUGCAUCGACUCGGCGUGGGGCAGAUCAGUGGGGAAAGCCUAUUGGAUUGGACUCCAACAUCAAAAUUGAUCUGGUUGUCUUGGGCUCUGUCGCAGUUUCUAAAGAAGGUUACAGGAUUGGCAAAGGAAAAGGGUAUGCCGAUUUGGAGUUUGCAUUGAUGAUGAAAAUGGGCGCUGUGACACAAGAUACGAUUGUGGCAACCACAGUACACGACUGUCAGGUUAUGGACCUGCCACCGGAGCUGUUCAAGGAACACGACGUCCCCGUCGACUUCAUAGUGACGCCGACGCAAGUGAUCGAGGUGACUCCUCGGCUGCCGAAGCCCAGGGGUGUGAUCUGGAGCCUGCUGUCGGGCCGGCGCCUGGCGGAGAUGCCUGUGCUGCAAGCUCUGAGGGAACAGGAGUUGGCAGAGGGUGUGGACUGCACCCUGAAAGAGGACUCGGACGUGGAAGAGCACCCCAGGAAGCCGAGGAACUCGAAGCCCCGCGUGAAGAAGCCGCGCAUGCGGACGAGGAAGGCGUCCGGCCGUGAGGAAGGGGACGAGGCGGCCGGUGAACCGGCCGCUGAACCGGCCGAGGGAACGGAGCUGAAGAACGGCAGGCCGAGCAGGACUUUCCGUCGCCGGCGCAACACGGCGAGGGCCCGGGAGGAGGGGAACGGAGACUGCAAGCCGGAGGACGACGGCGCGCCGGAGGACGGGGGCAAGCGCCCGGGAGGAGGCAGGAGGGCGUUCCGCAGCCGGCCCUUCCGCGGCCCGCCCAAGUCGCUGGUGGACUUCAGCCUGCGGGUGACCAACAUCUCGUCCACGGUGAGGGUGCGGGACCUGAAGUCGGCCCUCUCCGACUGCGGCGUGAAGCCGGUGGCCAUCACCUGGCGUGGCCGGAGUGGCUUUGCCGUCCUCCACUUCGCCAAGGUCUCCAACGGGGACACGGGCACCCUGCUUGUCCUCGACGAUCUUGUGUCGCAGCUGAAAGAACUGAAGAUUGCCUGCGGGGCAGAGGGCGACGAGAGCGGCUCGCUCAAGAUAGAGCCGCUCGCUCCCAUAACCAGAAUUGAAGUAACCGACAUAAGCUCCGUCUAGUUCUGCAGGCGUUUGUCUGCUGACCGCAUCUGAUGGCCUAGAUUUCAAUGUAAUAUUAUUUGUUAAUCAGUGAAUUUAUUUGUUGCAUUCCUGUUUAACUCAAUUUUUUUUUGCAACAAAUUACCUUAUUUGAUCUCUAUUUCAAUUGCAUAUUUAACUCUUACUAACAUAUAGCUCUGUUUAUGUGUUUUUAAAGCAGUACUGUAAGAAAUGUGUCUUGUUUUGUAAGUGCCACAAAAUUUUGAUUACAAGCUUUUUAUUUUUAGUGCAUCUGAAAUAGUUGUUAUUGAUAUUGUUACCUGUAAGAUUGAUUGAGUUUCUAUGGUCAUUGAAUCAUGCAUUGCUUGGCAUCUCAUAUAAUGUGUGUACUUUGUGCACACAUAAUUUUUGAAAAAAAUUUGUUUGUACCCAGUCAAUACUUCUGUAUUUUAACAGAAUUUUGUAACAGUAAAUAUUUUACUAAUAACUAUGUAAUGGGGUUUUGUAAAAAGAUAAUUUAUCUAGAUAUGAAGGAACCGUGAAGAUAUUUAUCUAAAAAUGAAGAAAAUGUUUAUAUUGUUGACGAAAUUUCUGUAAAUAAUAUAGGUAAAAUGUUCAUAGCUGUAAAAUUGGACAUUUGUUUCACAUUGAAUUUGUCAUAAUACAACAUUUUCAGUA
Messenger RNA from Bacillus rossius redtenbacheri, 2300 nucleotides. RefSeq names its product methenyltetrahydrofolate synthase domain-containing protein (gene lost). The transcript has 6 exons. Bases 216 to 1643 code for a protein of 475 amino acids. Gene Ontology annotation, cellular component: cytoplasm. The record is from RefSeq and is a predicted model, not a curated record. Lineage: Eukaryota; Metazoa; Arthropoda; Insecta; Phasmatodea; Bacillidae. Gene Ontology annotation, molecular function: nucleic acid binding.